AAGUUCUAUUUGCGAUCGUGGUCUUCUCUCGUGCUCUGUUUCUCUCGAAUUCUCUCGAGUUCUCCGACGAUCGCCGACGCUGGAGACCUCCAUGGACCGUGGCCGCAAGCGGGCGGAGGCUGCCGAUCACCUCCCGGCGGAUAAGCGGCCGUGCGGCUCCUCCGAUUUCCACCCGGGAACCUCCUCGUCUGAACCCCCGGCGGAUUGUGAUAUGGAACAAGAUCCAUCGACGUCUGGAUCGGAUGAGGAUGAUGACCAUGGUGGGUAUGGUUCUGAUGAUGAUCCAAACUAUGCUUCUCGUAACGCGGAGAACCGGACGAGGUUGGAGGGGAUCGUUCCGAGGCUUGGUGAUGCCGAUUUUGGUGCGGUGCUCGCGGUGCUGACGGAGCUUUGCGAAGUUCUUUCGUUUUGUAUGGAGGACACUCUGUCUCGGCCUGCGAUGGAAGGGUUGGUGGCGGCGCUCGUGAGGCUGGCCGGCACGGAGGCGUACCCUGAUGUUAUGUUGCUCUCUAUCCGGGCUUUGACUUAUCUGUGCGAUAUCAUGCCGAGGGCCGUGGAUGUCGUCGUGCGGCACGAGGCUGUUCCCGUGCUUUGCGGAAGGUUGAUGGUGAUCGAGUAUUUGGACGUGGCUGAGCAGUGCUUGCAAGUAUUGGAGAAGAUAUCGAAGAGGCAGCCUGUGGCCUGCUUGCAAGCAGGGGUGGUCAUGGCGGUGCUGAAUUACGUUGAUUUCUUCUCCACAACUAUUAAAAGGGUUGCUCUCACUACAGUUGCAAAUGUGUGCAAGAAGCUUUCUGUUGAACGCUCUUCAUCUGUCAUGGAUGCCGUUCCCAUUUUGUGCAAUUUCCUUCAAUAUGAUGAUGACCAUAAGCUUAUAGAGACUGCUGCUACAUGUUUGAUUAAAAUAACAGAGUGCUUUAGUAAAUCUCCAGCACUCUUGGAUGAACUUUGCAAACGUGGAAUUAUUAACCAAUGUUUAAAGUUGGUAGCCUUGGAUGGUCGGAUGACACUUGGCCAGUCUACUUAUAAUGGGUUGAUUGGGCUUCUCACCAAGCUUACUGCUAAUUCAAUGGUAGCAUUCAAGACACUCUUCGAGUUGAAUAUAGGUGGUAUUCUACGUGGAGUUCUUUUGACGAUGUCAGACCUAUCCCAUAGCACUUCUUCUAACUUGUUUCUUGAAGAUGGCCAACCUAAUCAGGUAUAUGAAAUUUUCAAUUUCUUAAACCAGCUAAUUCCUCCUGCUGCAAGAGAAAAUGAUGAAGUCCAGCUGGUGCUGACAAAAGGGAAUUUUCUAACUGAGAAACCUGACUUUCUGUAUCAGUUCUCAAGAGACAUCCUUCCUGUCUCUGUUCAGGUGGUUAAUUCCGGUGCUAAUUUAUAUGUUUGUUAUGGCUGUGUUUCUGUCAUAAACAACAUUUUUUACUUUAGCACAUCAGACAUACUUCCAGAUUUAAUUGAAAACACAAAUAUCUCAAGCUUUUUGGCUGGUUUGCUUGCCCGAAAAGAUCACCAUGUUCUGUUUAUGACUUUAAAGAUCAUUGAGACCUUAAUGGAAAAGCUUCCAGGUGUUUUUUCCAGUUCUUUUGUUAAGGAGGGGGUUAUUUAUGCAAUUGAUGCUCUUUUAAAUCCCAAAGAUGGCUUGGUUCAAGAUUCAAGUCAUCCACAAUCCUCUAAUUGUCAAGUGACUGCAAGUGAUGGCUCUGUGUGUUUGUGUCAUGCAUUCAUGUCAAGGAAGGCGCCUUCAUCGGAGGCGAAAACUUGUACUCUUGGAAAGGAAGCUGUAUUUAGUUUAGCAAAGCACAUAAAGUUUACCCACUUCAUCUCUGAUUCAGUUGACUCGGAAAUGGCUUUGACUGAAAUUUUGCAGAAGCUCAAAACAUUUUGUGCAAUCCUAAAUGACAAUGUGGACAGGCUCUCAAUAAAUGACGAUUUCUCUCAAAAUGAGGAACACUUGGCUCGUGUUUUAGAUCAGGUUAUGCAAGAGCUUGAUGGGGGGGAGGGCAUGUCCACUUUUGAGUUCAUUGAGAGUGGAAUAAUCAGAUCCUUGGUGCACUAUUUAACUAAUGGCAGAUAUCCUUUUGAAGGGCAAUGUGGUCGUGGCAUGAGUAAUGAUUUUCUUAUUGUACUGAAGAGGUUCCAGACAUUCUCUUAUAUUUCAUUGUCAAAAGCAGGCCAAAGUUGGAAGGAUAUGCUUUUGACAUUGUUAGUAAGAAAACUGCAGAGAGCAUUGUCUUCUGUUGAUAGCUUCCCUGUGAUCACCAGCCAUAAUUACAAACCAAGAUAUUUUUAUACUCAUAUCCCUGUUGAGAAAUCAACGAUGAAUCCCUGCGUGAAAGUAUCCUUUAUGAGAGAAGAAGGAGAGGAAAACUUAUCUGAGUAUAAUAGUGUUUUGUCAGUUGAGCUUUCUACACGGCUGGAUAUAAUUGAAGAAUUUUUGUGGCCUAAAGUAUGUGUUAAAAAAAAUGAAUGCCAUGAUGCACAGGGGGAGCCUAUUGAAAAGGGUGAUGCUUUGUCAAGGAACAACAGUGAUAUAGAUCAACCUCAAGAAAUGAAUGAUAACACUGUGCAGGAACCACAGAAAGCAUUUUCUACUAUACUACGGGACCUUACUGAACACAAAUAUCAACUGCCUCUACCGGAGGAUGCGAGCUCUAAGCCAAAGGAUUUGACAACCUCUGUUGAAGGACUGGCAGGAGGUAAAAUUAGUUCAUCAUCUCCAGUUAGUAGCAUUGCUAAGCCAAAACUGAUUUUCAGUUUAGCAGGGAAAGAAAUAGACCAUUCUGCUAAUCUUUACCAAGCAAUAUUACAAGGCUUGAACUCUACAGAGCUUAAUAUAACUAUUGGUCCUAAAUUCUGGAGUGAAGUGUACAAAGUCACCUACAGAAGGUCUAUUGAACACAAAAUUCAAGAUUCUCAGUCGUCUCAUUGUGCUUCUCAGUCUUCAAUUCUUGAGGAUGAACAUGGCUUAUUUUGGCAGAAGCUACCGUCUUUUUCAAAUUUGCUGCCCUCAGAGCUUCACUGUGAGAUGGACAAUUCAAGUCCAUUAUAUGAUAUAUUAUUUUUGCUGAAGGUUUUGGAGAGGUUGAAUCAGUUCUUGUUUCAUAUCGUAUCUUAUGAAAGAAUCAAUGGGUUUGCUGAAGGAGGAGUACAGAAUCUUGAUGACCUGAAAGUGUCUGUAUCUCCAAUUCCGCAAAUUGAGUUCAUAAGUUCUAAGCUGACUGAUAAAUUGGAGCAGCAAAUGCGAGAUCCUUUGAUGCUGAGUAUUGGUAGCAUGCCUUCAUGGUGUGGUCACCUGAUGGCAGCUUGCCCAUUUUUGUUUACUUUUGAAGCAAGAAGGAAAUACUUCCGCUUGACUGUGUUCGGUUCUUUGAGAAAUCAGCAGAAUCAAAUUCAUCAUCCUCACAAUGGUGGUAUUGAUUCAUCAAACAAUAGACGUUCUCAUCCUGCGAUGGCAAAUCGUAAAAAGUUCAAAGCGGAUAGGAAAAAUGUUCUGGAAUCUGCUGCCAAGAUGAUGGCCCUACAUUGCAGAAGCAAGUCUGUUCUUGAAGUGGAAUUCAACGAUGAAGUUGGUACUGGCCUUGGCCCCUCCAUGGAAUUCUAUACCUUGGUCAGUCAUGAAUUCCAAAAAAUUGGUUUGGGUAUGUGGAGGGAGGAUCCUAGUUCUUUCAGUGACCAGGUGCAUUGUGAUACAACUGUCGCUAAUAACGGAUUUGUAUUUGCCCCUUUUGGAUUGUUCCCUCGCCCAUGGUCAGCGGAUGCAAGUUCGUCAUCUAAGAUCCAAUUUUCUGAUGUUCUUAAAAAAUUUAUGCUUCUCGGGCAGAUUGUGGCAAAGAGCAUCAGAGAUGGCCGGAUUCUGGACCUUCCAUUUUCUAGAGCAUUUUACAAAAUGAUGCUUGAGAAGGAGUUGAGUAUGUAUGAUAUUCAGUCAUUUGAUCCUGGGCUUGGAAAGAAUCUACUAGAAUUUCAAGCUCUUGUUUGUCGGAAAAAGUUUCUGGAAUCUUCUGGAGGAAAAUUGACUUUUGCAUCUGAGGCUGACUUGUGUUUCCGGAAUAUGAAAAUUGAGGAUCUUUGCCUUGAUUUCACUCUUCCUGGUUAUUCGGAUUACGUUCUUACAUCUGUAAAUGACUCAAAAAUGGUGAAUAUUAACAACUUGGAGACUUAUGUCUCACUCAUUGUCAAGGCAACUGUUGGAGCUGGGAUUGCCCAGCAAGUAAAAGCUUUCAAAUCUGGGUUUAAUGAGGUGUUUCCUUUGGAAGCCCUCCAAAUUUUUACUGAAGAUGAGCUGGAACUUUUACUGUGUGGGGAGCGGGAAACAUGGAAUCUAAGUGAGCUUCUUGAUCAUGUCAAGUUUGAUCAUGGUUACACAGCCAACAGUCCUCCGGUCAUUAGUUUACUUGAAAUCAUACAAGAGUUUGGAUGUGAACAGCGACGAGCUUUCCUGCAAUUUGUGACUGGAUCUCCUCGAUUACCUCUAGGUGGCUUCGCUGCUCUCAACCCAAAAAUGACAAUUGUUCGCAAGCACUGUAACAACGAUGUCGAUAUGGACUUGCCAAGUGUGAUGACUUGCGCCAAUUAUGUAAAACUGCCAGCGUACUCAUCCAAGGAACAUAUGAAGGAGAGGCUCUUAUAUGCGAUUACUGAAGGACAAGGCUCCUUUCAUCUUUCAUAAUCUAAUGCACAGAUAGCUUCUCACUGUCAUGCUGAAAUGAAUGGUGAUAAACUUGUGAAUUCCUUAAUUAGUCUUUUUAGGAUGGUGGUGUAAAUAUAAGGUUUGAUGCUGGAGGCUGGUGGAGCUGAUUGUGGACAAACAAGAGGAAGCCCAUCUUUAGCAAUGUGUACAGAUUAGUAUCAACUUACAGGCUAGUCAUUGAUUUAAUCAUAUGACCCAAAAACAUAGGACACGGCCCUAGCAGCUAGUUGAACCUCUCCUUUUUCUUUUUCUUUUAAUUUUAUUUGUCUUUUAUUUCUGUUCCAUUGUACAGAAUCUGUGUAAAUAUUUAUGGUCCAUCCAAUGCACAGCAUGCUUCUUUUAUGUUUGAA
Dioscorea cayenensis subsp. rotundata (Guinea yam) is the source of this 5037-nucleotide messenger RNA. Its product is annotated as E3 ubiquitin-protein ligase UPL4. The transcript has 17 exons. Gene Ontology annotation, molecular function: ubiquitin protein ligase activity. Bases 92 to 4666 code for a protein of 1524 amino acids. NCBI's taxonomy places the organism in Eukaryota, Viridiplantae, Streptophyta, Magnoliopsida, Dioscoreales, Dioscoreaceae. Gene Ontology annotation, biological process: protein polyubiquitination; proteasome-mediated ubiquitin-dependent protein catabolic process. The record is from RefSeq and is a predicted model, not a curated record.